Molecule: messenger RNA, 809 nt
Organism: Tinamus guttatus (white-throated tinamou)
Lineage: Eukaryota; Metazoa; Chordata; Aves; Tinamiformes; Tinamidae
Gene: IL22RA2
Product: interleukin 22 receptor subunit alpha 2
Biological process (GO): cytokine-mediated signaling pathway
Cellular component (GO): plasma membrane
Molecular function (GO): cytokine receptor activity; protein binding
Source: RefSeq, a predicted model, not a curated record
AAUUCUGGCAUGUUUAAACAAUUACUUCCUUACAAGACAAGCCCAAGAGGAAGAGAGAUGAUCCUCAGUUACGAUGCUGCUUUCCUAACAUGAGGGGGAUCACGGUGUCCCUCCUCUGCUUAUUGAUGCACCUGCUUCAAGAAGAGACAACUACAAUUCUAGUUUCGGAAAGUCAAGACCUGCAAGAGUCGAUUAAACCGCGGCAGGUCGAGUUUCGUUCGUUAAACUUCCACAACACUUUGAGCUGGCUGCCCGGGAGGGCCGGCGAGACACGAGACACUCUCUACUUCGUGCAGUAUAAAGUGUAUGGGCAGCGCACGUGGCAGAACAAAGAGGACUGCUGGGGGAUUCAAAAGCAUUUUUGUGACCUAACGAAUGAGACUUCAAACAUCCAAGAGCCUUAUUAUGGCAGAGUAAAAGCUGCUUCAGCUGGAGUCCACUCUGACUGGAAUCUCAGCUGCAGAUUCACUCCAUGGCAAGAAACUAUGAUAGGACCUCCAUCGGUAAAUGUGGUUCGCAGAAAGAAAUCCAUAAUUCUAAAGCUCCAGGCUCCACGUUCCCCUUAUAAAAGGAAGACAGGCAGCAGCAUACCAAUGACUAAUUAUUAUGAUCUCCUAUAUCAAGUCUUCAUAAUUAACAAUUUGUUGGAUGAGAAACACAGCACCCUGGUUUAUGAAGGAGCAGACAAGGUCAUUACAAUAGAAGAUUUGAGGCCUGGCGUCAGCUACUGCAUCAGGGCAAAAACUUACGUGCCGCUGCUGUCCCGCAGUAGUGCGUACAGCCGGCGGCACUGCACGGUGCUGCUGUGA